AUGAUGUUCAAGGCAACUCUCUUUGGGGCUUUGUCCGCAUUCUUCCUCCUUGGCUCCGCACAGGCAGAGCUCGACUUCAAUCAAUGGCAUCCAGCUGGGCCUGGUGACUUGCGCUGUGGCUGUCCGGCUAUGAACAGUCUGGCUAACCACGGCUUCCUUAACCGCAAUGGAAGCAACAUCACCGUUGGCGAAGUAAUCCCCCUGAUGCAAGAGGUUUUCCAUCUCAGCGAGGAGCUUGCCACCAUUGUUACCGGGCUUUCUGUCCUUUCCGCUGACGACCCUGCCUCGGGCGUCUUCGAUUACGGCAUGCUAAACCGUCAUAACAUCUUCGAGCACGACGCAUCCCUCACCCGCAAGGAUUGGUAUCUCGGAGGCGACGGCCACACCAUCGACCCAGUUGCCUUGGAGAAGUUCCUUGGCCAUUUCAAGGGCAAGCAGUGGAUCGACCUCAACGAUGCCGCCGCGGCCCGGUAUGCGCGGGUGCUUGAGUCGCGACUGAAGAACCCUAGCUUCCUCUACCAGGACCAGCAAGUCAUCACGACGUACGGCGAGACCAUCAAGUACUUCCGCACGAUGGUAGACCCCCGAUCCAACAAGACAUCGGCCGAGUUCGUCAAGAUCCUGUUCACUGAAGAGCGCCUGCCCGUCAAGGAAGGCUGGCAACGACCGAGAGAAGAAAUCAGCGGCUUCUCCCUAGCCAGCGACGUGGUGCAACUUGCUCUACGUACACCAGAGAACCUGAUGGGCAAACCCUUCGACCAGCGGCCCUUUGCUGAGCAAGCGUUGGACCCCCUUCCAUGGCAGCGUCCUCCGGUCUGGUCGCCGCCCAAGUUUGGCAAGAGGGCACAGGAUAUCUCUGAAUUUGCAAAACGAUUCGCCAAGAAAGCUCUUUCUUUCCGUGCAUAG
Aspergillus versicolor CBS 583.65 is the source of this 906-nucleotide messenger RNA. Its product is annotated as peroxidase family protein. The record is from RefSeq and is a predicted model, not a curated record. The transcript has a single exon. NCBI's taxonomy places the organism in Eukaryota, Fungi, Ascomycota, Eurotiomycetes, Eurotiales, Aspergillaceae. Bases 1 to 906 code for a protein of 301 amino acids. Gene Ontology annotation, molecular function: peroxidase activity.